AUGCGUUUUAUAUUGAUCGGCUUUGCCAUUGUGUCUCUUGCAAUAAGCUUCAAAAUCGAUUCGUCUAAUGUUAAUUGUAAUGUAGGUGGAACAGUUCAAAAGGGUUGGGAAUCAUUACGUGAUUUAUUUCAACAAAAUUUAGAAAAUAAGAUCGAUUUAGGUGCUUCCUUAGCUGUUUAUCAUCGAGGAGAACUAGUUGUGAACCUAUGGGGCGGGUGGUUUGACAAACAAAAAACGAAGCCUUAUGAAAAAGAUACCCUACAACUCGUAUUUUCAACAUCAAAAGGCAUCGUGGCGACGGCUAUUGCUCUUUGUGUACAACGUGGUUUAUUGAACUAUACUGACAUGGUUAUAAAAUACUGGCCAGAGUAUGGACAAAAUGGCAAGGAAAAUACAACAGUGGCUGAUAUCAUGUCACAUAGAGCUGGACUACCUGCAUUGAGAAAUACUAAUAGAUCGCUUCACGAAUAUUUAGAUUGGUAUUCAGUAAUUCAUAAGCUGGAGAAACAAGAACCAUAUUGGGUACCUGGUACACAGCAUGGUUAUCAUGCAUACACUUAUGGAUGGUUAGCUGGAGAACUUGUUCGACGUGUUGAUAUAAAACAAAGAACCUUAGGACAAUUUAUCAGAAAUGAAAUUGCAAAACAGACACAAAGCGAAUUUUAUAUUGGAUUACCUGAACAAUACGAACCUCGAGUAUCACCAAUCGUCAUAAAAGCCUUCGAAAAGCCAGUUUCCAAUGUGGAAACUAAUUCAUUACUACAAGAAACAUUACUACCUUAUUCAGAAUUAGAUGGAUUUAAUGAUCCGAAAGUACACCAAGCUGAGAUCCCAGCAGCGAAUGGAAUAACAAAUGCUCGAUCUGUAGCUCGAAUUUAUGCAUCUUUGAUUGGCGAUUUAGACACGUCAAAACGAUUAUUAAAUGAGAUGACCAUAAAAAAGGCAACGAAAUCAAAUACGCCUGAUAACGAACCAGAUCAAGUUUUGAUGAAUAUACCGACCAUAUUCGGUAUGGGUUUCAUGACUUAUGGAUCAGUGUUUAAUCCAUUGGGACCAGGAACAUUUGGUCAUAAUGGUCUUGGUGGUAGUAUAGGUUUUGCUUCUCCAUCUCUCAAUCUCUCAUUUGCCUAUGUUACGAAUCUGCUCGACCUCGAAUCUUCAACAGUCAUCGAUCCACGAAUUAAGCCAAUCAUAGACAAAAUUAAUUUUAUUGUUAAUAAUCAAAAUAAAACUUGCUAA
Rotaria sordida is the source of this 1239-nucleotide messenger RNA. Lineage: Eukaryota; Metazoa; Rotifera; Eurotatoria; Philodinida; Philodinidae. The record is from the annotation of a GenBank genome assembly.